GGUACAGAAGUAACUCUCCAAAUGAAGAAGAGAUUGCUGCGAAGAUAAACACGUCAUCGUGAAUGUCCUGGAUUAAGAGUAUCUAGUUUUUGGUUUUGUGUCAGUUAGUUGGGAUUCCGCUAAAAUGGAGCUGAUAUAAGGAAGUUUGCGCCGCAGCAGCAGGAAGCUUAAAACAGACUCGCUGUGUGAUUUGUGCCUUUAAGAACACGGUGUGUGUGUGUGUGUGUGUGUACCGGUGGGUAAAAUGGAUGAUGAUGUGGAAAUAUUAGACGUCGACGAUGACAACUCUCCCCGCCAGGUUCCUCUGAAGAACCAGGACCUGAGUCAGCUGAGCUUCACAGUAGGGGAGUUCCUGUCCCUGUACGGGUGGUACCUGCUGGCUGCCACCGUCACAGUGCUGCUGCUCAUCCAGCAUCUGAGGAAGAGGAGGACCGGCCAGAGCCGUCAGGACUCAGUCCCACACAACCUGCAAGAUGUAUCUCUAGUAACAAAGAGACAGGAGGCCAUGGAGGCAGCUCGGCAGAGGAUGCAGGCGGAGCUGGACGCCAAAGCUGCUGCCUUUAAGGAGAAGCAGAGAGAGCAAGAAGAAGAGAAGAGAAGACAGAAGAUCGAGGAAUGGGAGAGCAUGAAGCAGGGGAAGAGCUCCAAAGGACACAAGCUAUCUGAGAACACAGAGGAGGCGAGUGCAGCAGCAGCUGGGGUCAAACCAAAGACGGAUAAGAAGCCGCUGCGCUCCAACGACUACAAUCCCCUGAUGGGACAAGGAGGCUCCUGCACCUGGAGGCCAGGGAGGAGGGGGCCCUCAGCGGGUGGAUGAGGUUAAAGGGUGGAGGUGCUCUGACCGCCUCCAGACUAACCUGCACCCUGAGUGCUGGGACCAAGCUGGCAAUGAAACAGAGCUCCUGCUUUCAGAUCACUGCUUAAACAUCAGUACUGGAGAAGUUGGUACACCCAUUUAGAAAAUCACACUAGAGACUGUUGAGAAACAUAACCAUCAACAUGAUUUCACUGCACGAUCAAAAAUCUAACGAAAAUACAAAUAAUAUUUUUGUCUUGCAGUAAAAAUGUUCCAAUUAUCACAAUUCCUUCUUCCUUUGGGUCCAAAUUUUUAACAUAGUACAUAAGCUUUACAGCUGCAGUAUAUAACUUUUAUAAAAAAUAUGUAUUUACAAAUUUGCUAAAACUAUCUUAGUGUUGUGUAGUUUGUGACAGAUUGUGUAAAGCUUGAUCUCCUUCAUCUCCUCCCUGAGCUAUUAUUACCAUCUGAAGAAAUGCAUCACUCCAAACUAAAGACAACCAAGGAGGGUCUCAGUGCUGUCAGUCAUCCUUCAUGUACUUGCUGCUAAAUGUGCUUUUGGCGGAGAAACAACUUAACUGUUACAGGAAAACCCUUUAUCUGCCGUCAUCUGUGACCAUGCUAACUAGCAUGAGCAUUUACAACAUGCUAUGCUAGCUGCAGCAUAACAGAAAGCAAGGAGGGGAAAAGGAGGGUGGGUAGUUCCACACAAAAUUGUGAUUGACAGCACGAAUAUUGUUCCUGGCUCUGAUUGGUUGUUUCUAGUUUGCACUGGGAGAUCAGAAUAGCUCCUUUUUUCAUCUGUCUCAUAUCAUACUGUCAUGAAAUGGUGACAGUUUCAACAAAUAUUAAAACAUUUUUUUUGUAAAAGUUACAUACUGCAGCUUUAAUUAUUUCAGAAGGAACAUUAUAAAAGUGCAUUUUAAUGGGUGUACUAGACUUUUCCUUUCCUCAGUAGCUCUUUUGCUAAGAUGACAGCAGAUCAUGGACUCAGCUCUUGGUGUCAUUGGAAGCUUGACAUGAAGCCGUUCCUUGAAAUGGUCUCUAACCAGAAGGUCUGGCUGAUCUGUCCCAGUCAGGGUGCUUUUUCAUGGUUGUUGUGUAUUUCUGGAAGAUUUGAGAAAAAAUCAUAGCAGCAGUUGUAUCUAGUAGAUAUUAUUUACAUUCUGUCUGACUGUGUGAUUCUAAACAAAUUAAAGUGUAAGAAAUCUUU
This is a messenger RNA of Xiphophorus hellerii (green swordtail), 2009 nucleotides long. RefSeq names its product selenoprotein S (gene selenos). The coding region runs from base 245 to 817 and encodes 190 amino acids. The record is from RefSeq and is a predicted model, not a curated record. The transcript is spliced from 6 exons. Gene Ontology annotation, biological process: retrograde protein transport, ER to cytosol; endoplasmic reticulum unfolded protein response. Gene Ontology annotation, cellular component: Derlin-1 retrotranslocation complex; Derlin-1-VIMP complex; endoplasmic reticulum membrane. Lineage: Eukaryota; Metazoa; Chordata; Actinopteri; Cyprinodontiformes; Poeciliidae.